Messenger RNA from Colletotrichum orchidophilum, 201 nucleotides. RefSeq lists its product as uncharacterized. The transcript has a single exon. The annotation marks the transcript as partial. The record is from RefSeq and is a predicted model, not a curated record. Lineage: Eukaryota; Fungi; Ascomycota; Sordariomycetes; Glomerellales; Glomerellaceae.
ACUUCAUUUUUCCAUAUUGAAGUCAAGCGGGCUGGCAAGGCUGGCUUCGGUUUGACACAGCACACUGGAAUUCGUCGUGUCUCACCUGCACCUGACGGAUUCCACAGACACCCGGACACCAACCAAAGGAAAGCUAAAAAGCGUAAAAGAGCAAACAGGGUCAGAAACAAGUCCGACCCGGCCGUGACUGUCUGUCACUGA